Molecule: messenger RNA, 889 nt
Organism: Lobosporangium transversale
Lineage: Eukaryota; Fungi; Mortierellomycota; Mortierellomycetes; Mortierellales; Mortierellaceae
Exons: 4
Coding region: 98-706 (202 amino acids)
Source: RefSeq, a predicted model, not a curated record
CGACAAUAGGACAAUAGGAAUAACCAUUUUUCUCUUUUUGGAUACAAGAGCAAACUAAAAGGGCAGACAGCAUCUCUCUGACUAGACGUUAGUUGCUAUGGCGACAAACCAGGAAGUUCAAGAAGCAAUUAAAACUCUGACUGACUCGAUAGCAAGUGUUAGCGGAGAUAAUGACAGGGCUUUUGUAGAGUCUUUCUCUGCAGCCAUUGCCCAGCACGAUAGGGAAGAGGCUGCGGCCAAGGCCGCCGCUGCGGCAUCUGCGCUCGCUGCUGCAGUAGAAACGCCAGUUACUACCGGUGCUGGAGUAGCGUCUUCAGGGAAUGUCUCUGCCAUUGAUGUUGGCGCAACAACCUCUACUACCCUUACUAGUACAGAAGUAAAUGAGAAUACCACUACUGCUAAUACUACUGCAACUACUAGCGGGACCACCACUACAACCACCAUCACAGAACAACUAAACGGACGCGAAGAACUUCAGCGCAUUGCAGAGCAGUAUCGACAGGAGCAGAAAUUGCAGGCACAGCAACAAGAGGGCCGGACUCAAGCAUCAGAACAAACCGCCGCGCAGGUAGUAGUAGACCAAGAUGAAGUGCUGCAGCAAAUUGCUAGUGUUGCUGUGGAUACUGGAAGCACCUUGGCUACCGUUCCUAUCACAUCAGUAUCGUCCGCAAGCACCGCCUGCCAAGCCUGUUCCAGGAUCAGAUGAAUGGCACAAAAUGCGCCGCGAUAACCACAAGGAAGUAGAGCGUAGACGCCGAGAAACUAUUAACGAGGGCAUCAAUGAAAUCGCCAAGGCAGUGCCUAACUGCGAUAAAAAUAAGGGUUCAAUUCUGAGACAGGCGGUCAAGUAUAUUCAAACGAUCCUUGCAGAGAAUGAACGCCUUGCUGC